AUGGGAGCCUGCCGCCGGCGGCAGCUCCUGGACACCGACCAGAACCGGCACCGGCAGCAGCCGGCAGGACGCGAAGAGCCCGGGCACCGCCGCCCCCCGCACCGGGGGUACCGGGGGCGCCGGGGGCAGAGCCCUGCCCGCCCCGCCGCUCUCCCUCCGGGAAGGGCGGCCCCCGCCGCCCGCUUCGCCCACGGACGGCCCCGUCGCUGCCCUCGCCUCGGCUGCAAGCAGCUGACUGCGAGUUCGUGGAGCGGGAUGCCUUGGGAAGGGAUGGGACAUCUCCACCUGAGCGAGGAGAGGCCCCUGGAGCAGAACGGAGGUGUAAUGCUGAGGAGCUGCAGGGCAGAGCACAGCUUUGGUCACUUUGGAGUUGGAGAUCUUGAGCCGGGGAGGAGAUCCCAGUGAGGGGAGAAGGGAUGUCCCCAGCCUGACAGCUCCUUCCUGGCUGCGCUCUGCCCGCUCUCUGCCCGAUGUCUCCGGGAUUCUCCAGGAGGGACCCAACCUGCCGUGGCCCCAGCAAGAGGCAGCAUUGGCUGCUGGACGUGGAGGGGUUCUGCAUUGCUUCGCACCUGUGGGGAGGGAGCCAGGGGAUGGGGAGCCUGGCAAAAAUCCCGUGUAACUCCUGUAUGUCACCUCCAGGACCCAAAUACCCCUGGGCAGAGAGGUGUGAGCACCGUCCCAGCUGGGUGUGGGGAUGUUGGUGGGAGCAGGAGGGAGGUCUGAGUGGGAUGGAUGCCAUGUUAAGGGGCUCUGCUCAUGGAGCAGAGCUUGGCCUACGCUGUGCGUGUGUGCGUGAUGGACUGAGCGUGGGCUGACCACGCCUGGUCCAGGCGGUGUUCCAUUGCACUGUAAGAAAAAAGCACUGUAAUUCCUCCCUAAUUAAAAUCAACCCCACCCCGUGCACUGUUGCAAAUAAACACUCCUUUCUGCAAAAGCGA
This is a messenger RNA of Gallus gallus (chicken), 938 nucleotides long. RefSeq lists its product as uncharacterized. The record is from RefSeq and is a predicted model, not a curated record. NCBI's taxonomy places the organism in Eukaryota, Metazoa, Chordata, Aves, Galliformes, Phasianidae. Bases 1 to 405 code for a protein of 134 amino acids. The transcript is spliced from 5 exons.